This is a messenger RNA of Owenia fusiformis, 467 nucleotides long. Lineage: Eukaryota; Metazoa; Annelida; Polychaeta; Sabellida; Oweniidae. The record is from the annotation of a GenBank genome assembly.
CAGUUGAUGGCGGAUGGGGAGAGUUUUCCAAUUAUAGCCCAUGUUCGCUUGAAUGUGGCGGAGGUACCCAAGAACGUGUUCGAUUAUGUAACAACCCAGAGCCACAAUAUGGAGGCUCUCAGUGUCUAACUGCAGGGGGAGUAGAGCAACUAGAAGAAUCACAGGUUGAACCAUGUAACACACAGCCAUGCCCAAUUGAUGGCGGAUGGGGAGACUUUUCCAAUUAUAGUGCAUGUUCACUUGAAUGUGGCGGAGGUACCCAAGAACGUGUUCGAUUAUGUAACAGCCCAGAGCCACAAUAUGGGGGCUCUCAUUGUGUAACUGCAGGGGGAGAGGAACAAGUUGCGGAAUCACAGAUUGAACCAUGUAACACACAGCCAUGUCCUAUUGAUGGAGGAUGGGGAGAGUUUUCCGAAUAUGGCGCAUGCUCACUUGAAUGUGGCGGAGGAACCCAAGAACGCGUUCGA